UCGACGAUGCCGCGGCCGUCGCGCGACUCCUACUCCGAACAGAAACCUCCAUACUCGUAUAUUUCUCUGACAGCGAUGGCGAUCUGGAGCUCCCCAGAGCGUAUGCUGCCGCUGUCAGAGAUCUACCGCUUCAUCACGGACCGUUUCCCAUACUACCGGCGCAACACGCAGCGCUGGCAGAACUCGCUGCGCCACAACCUCUCAUUCAACGAUUGCUUCGUAAAGGUGCCACGGCGGCCAGACCGGCCGGGCAAGGGCGCCUACUGGACGCUGCAUCCGCAGGCCUUCGACAUGUUCGAGAAUGGCUCGCUGCUACGCCGUCGCAAGCGCUUUAAGCUGCACAAGGGCGAGAAGGACAACCUAAACGUGGAGCUGGCGGCACUUGCAACCUUCAACCAGCUCUUCAUGUCGGGCCAGAGCGCAGCGCGUGUACCGCCGCUAGGACCCUUCCACGUGACGCAGCCGGACUCUUGUACGACUAAAGUGAAACAUAAGAAGUCAUUUACAAUAGACAGUUUAUUAUCUAGUGACGGUGAAUUAGAAUCGAGUGAGAAUUCGGUGGUAAGGGACGAUACUAGUACGUUGGUCCCAUACCAACCCGAGGUGUUGGCUAUGGCAGCAGCUAUGUGGCCCGCUCCCAUCUGUUUUCAGAUUCCCUUAUUCAAUCCUUUACAGUUAACACUCCCUUUUAAUCCAAGUAUACAUAAUUUCGGCGGUUACCAUCUAACAGAACAUCGGUAGUUGAUGUAGCUUGUAACUGUGGCAAAUAUUUGUUAGUGUCGU
Molecule: messenger RNA, 783 nt
Organism: Papilio xuthus (Asian swallowtail)
Lineage: Eukaryota; Metazoa; Arthropoda; Insecta; Lepidoptera; Papilionidae
Product: fork head domain-containing protein FD4-like
Exons: 1
Coding region: 7-741 (244 amino acids)
Biological process (GO): anatomical structure morphogenesis; cell differentiation; regulation of transcription by RNA polymerase II
Molecular function (GO): RNA polymerase II cis-regulatory region sequence-specific DNA binding; DNA-binding transcription factor activity, RNA polymerase II-specific
Source: RefSeq, a predicted model, not a curated record